AUGGAUCCCUCACGUUCCUCUCUCUCAUCAUCAGGAAUCACCACCGAAGAACUACGCUGGUUUCAUUGGAUCGAUAGAGAGAUCUUCACCCGUCUUGUAAUCACCCUGGGAAGAGAUAUCGAAGAGUCAGUGAGAAUUAUAGCCCUGUGGCAGUGGAUGGAGGAAAUGGGAUUCCAAAACAUCAUAAUCAAACUCUUAUCCCUUCCCGAUAUUGUUCUAAACUUUACGGCCAACGAAGCUGUUCGUUUAUUGAACUCUUUAGAGGGCAGAAGAGGCAUCAACGAUACAUCUAAUGCUGAAGAAGAAGUGGCAUUUACUCGGAGGCUCUUAAACUCUACUCUCAUUUCCCUUUCUUAUGUCUUCGAGAACAGAGUCUCCGCCGUCCAAGUCAUCUCAAAGUUUAUAACAGACUUGGCAACCCGAGUCUUUGGUGAUAUCAUCCAGAUGGCCAUGAACCGCAGAGCCCAGUUCCUGAACUCUUCUUCCGUAAAUGGUUUUAAUAUCUGGACCAAUUCUACUUCUCCUCAUCCUGGGUCCAGUUUUGAUUCCUCUAUCGAUAUUGGGCUUAGGCUUGCUGGGCUUCAGAUUGGAGUAGAAAAUAGAACUGUUUCUCAGCAACCUGAUGUUAGAGGGAAGCAAAUCACGAUGGGCCCAGGUCCUUCUGGAUCUGAACCUCAAAUUCCUGCCCUACCAAGGCCCUUCUUCAACAAUUCCCAAUAUUUCGUCGGGGGUCCAUCCUCAACCUCCUCAGCUCCUCAGCCUCACAACCCUCUUCCGGUGGUUGCUUCCGAUGAUGCUACCGGAGUUCCGCCGGAUGACCGGACUAUCUUUGUCACAUUUUCUCGCGGUUAUCCGAUUCUCAAAAGAGAACUCCAGACAUUUUUUACAAUGAUCUAUGGGGACUGUAUUGAGAGUAUACACAUGCAAGAUGUGGUAUAUGGGCAACCGAUGUUCGCUCGGGUUGUCCUUAGAACUGUUGCGGUUUUGGAUCUGAUACUGGAAGAAGCUGAUGAGGAGGGUAAAGCCAAGUUUGUGAUCAACGGCAAACAUGCGUGGGUCAGGAAGUACAUUCCUAAGAACAUCAACAACCGUUGA
Molecule: messenger RNA, 1095 nt
Organism: Macadamia integrifolia
Lineage: Eukaryota; Viridiplantae; Streptophyta; Magnoliopsida; Proteales; Proteaceae
Exons: 2
Coding region: 1-1095 (364 amino acids)
Source: RefSeq, a predicted model, not a curated record